AUGAACGAUCCGGUGAAGGAACUACCUGAUGUGGUACGAGCCUGUGCUGAAACAUAUGAAGCAACUAAAAUUGCAAACUAUCUUGAUACGUAUUUCACCGAAAAUGCAUUCAUUUUACAUCCAUUAAUAAAUCAACCAGCAAGAGUUCAUGGAAAAGAAUAUUUAAAAGGAAUUUAUAAAGUGUAUCGAAUAUUUUUAAUCAAUAAUCAAGUAAGAUUUCAUGCAGUCACGUUUAAUGAAAACAAAACUCAAGCAGCACUAGAAUUCACUGAACGUCUCGAACCAAGAUUUCUUCCAGCUGGAUUGUUUGUCUUUCAUAUAAAGUGUUUGAGUAGAUUAGAUUUAGAAAAAUCUUCGGAUGGUAAAUACAGAAUCACUAGACAAGACGAUCAGUUUGUUUCAGAUCUCAACGUGUUGGGUAUCUUACCAUUCAAUCAGAUCUUGGUAUCUAUGAUUACUUUUAUGAAAUCUUUUGCAGGCUUUUGGGUAGCUAUCAUUGGAAAAUAUUUACUUGAAAAGGAAUUCUUUGGAGCUUGA
This is a messenger RNA of Melampsora larici-populina 98AG31, 537 nucleotides long. RefSeq lists its product as uncharacterized. NCBI's taxonomy places the organism in Eukaryota, Fungi, Basidiomycota, Pucciniomycetes, Pucciniales, Melampsoraceae. The transcript has 6 exons. The record is from RefSeq and is a predicted model, not a curated record. The coding region runs from base 1 to 537 and encodes 178 amino acids.